AUGGACCUCCGCCAGCACUACCUCGACUACAUCUCCGCCAUCAACGACGGAUGCAGACCCGGCGCUCUAGAUCCCUUUGUCCAUGAGGGCGUGGUCCAUAACGACUCCCAGCCACUGUCCGUCGCCGAUUACGCAAACAACAUCACCGAGGCUCAGGCUUCAUUCUCGGAGUUGAGGUUCAACGUCGAGAUGAUUGUCGCGGAGCCCGAGCUCGACGGGGACAAGGAAGGGGACGGCAACCUGGCGGUGCGGAUCAAGCUGGCGUUCAGACAGCGUCCGGGUCAGGAGGAGACGUUCUGUGAGCAUGUCUUCUAUCGUUUUGAGGCUGGCAAGAUCAGACGCGUCUGGAGUAUGUUGGAUGGGGCUGGGUCAAAGUGGGCUGAGGCGAGGGCAAAUGCACGGAAGUAA
Messenger RNA from Cladophialophora yegresii CBS 114405, 408 nucleotides. RefSeq lists its product as uncharacterized. The coding region runs from base 1 to 408 and encodes 135 amino acids. Lineage: Eukaryota; Fungi; Ascomycota; Eurotiomycetes; Chaetothyriales; Herpotrichiellaceae. The transcript has a single exon. The record is from RefSeq and is a predicted model, not a curated record.